This is a messenger RNA of Puma concolor (puma), 12085 nucleotides long. The record is from RefSeq and is a predicted model, not a curated record. NCBI's taxonomy places the organism in Eukaryota, Metazoa, Chordata, Mammalia, Carnivora, Felidae.
CUGUUUGCUCGGUGGCAAACACAUAGUAUCGUGGGGGUAUGAAGACAUGUUGCCUGCACCAGAUAGUAGCACCGGCUCCAGUUCUGAAAACAAAGAUGCUGACUUAGGGCGCUGUCUCACGGCGGAUGGUCUCUACCUGUAUACUACUAACUCAGUUGGAAGAGGAGUAAGCAAAUUGGGGUCUGGAUUACAUGGUACUCUCAGAGGUUUUGUGUACUGCCGGAACGAGGAGCUGGAACCAGGAUGGGUCGCUUUCGGCAGCGGCAGUCUUCUCCACCGGCCUGUAUCUUUUGAUAACAAACCUCACUCCCUUUUCCAAGUCAUUGACCAGAAUACCCUUCAGGUGUGCCAGGUGGUGCCAAUGCCAGCCAAUCAUCUCCCGGUUGGCAGCACCAUGAGCACUGUGCACCUUUCUUCGGAUGGUACUUACUUCUACUGGAUCUGGUCUCCUGCCAGUCUGAAUGAGAAAACCCCCAAGGGGCAUUCUGUCUUCAUGGACAUUUUUGAACUCGGGCUGAUGGAGGUGGUAGUGGCCCUUCCUGUCUUUCAGUCAAAUACUAGCUGUGGGCUGCCUCUGAAAAUGCUGCGGAAGACACCCAUCUAUACGUGCGGCACGUACUUGGUGAUGCUGGUCCCACCGCCAGGGGGCGCCGGCAGCUCUGCCACCCGUUCUCUUUUCGGUGGGACAAGUGGUUUGUCGUCUUUAAAAAUCCUUGCCUCUAGCUUGGUGUAUAACAUUUCGGAUGGUCAGUUCACAAGUCGCGCCGAUCUCAUAGAUGCUGCUGGAAGCUCUCUUGGUCGUGGUGCUCUUGUACCAGGAUUGGGUGCCUGUUACGAUACAGUGAACAACAUGCUGUGGACAUGCUCAAACGAUUAUAUUGAUCAGUGGUGUAAUCCUGGGAACCAGGCCUUCCAUUAUGUCUGCCAGAGACUUGGAGUCAGCCACAUCAUCACAGAGCCCAAAGAAGAGGCUAUAACCACGAAUGAGGUUAUAAACCAGUUACUGCACCAUGUGGGUGCGAUGUGCAUACACCAACUCAAUCUUCUUGCCACCAACCCCAAUCUUCCAAUCACAAGUGUCUUGGGCAAGCAGCAUCCAAUCGAAGCCCACCAUCUUAGCAGUAUUUGUGACAUUAUGGAGAAGGCCAUGGUUAAUGGAGAUACUUGUAUCAUACGCUGUAUUCUCGUUGUCUUUCAGGUGGUAUUUAAAUUUUUCUUCAGCCCACAAACUGAAAGAAACCGAGACAUCAUUCGACGGUCUGGAUUGCUGCUUUGGCAGUUGUUGAUGGCACCAAAAGAUCAAAUUUGCCCUGAAAUUCAGAAGGAAGUCUGUCUUGCCAUCAGCUCUGGCUUAAAUAUCUUGUACCCAGGUGAAACCGAAAUCAAUAACUUACUUAAGCUGGUCUUAACGGAAGGAGAGAGAAACAGCGGCCUCUCCCAGCUGCGGGAUGUGAUCUUAACCAAUUUAGCUGAACAGCUUCAAAACAACCGAUUUGGCAGCGAGGAGGAUGAGCAUUACAGACUAAAUGAUGAACUUUUACACUACAUUCUGAAGAUUGUUGUACGGGAAUCCUGUAUCUUAAUCACCAAGUGCCAAACUGUCUCUAAAGAGGAUUUUCAAAAACUCCUUUCGACUGUGCCUGCUGCAUCCUCCUGCCUGCGCUAUCUGAUGGCAGUUCAGAACCACCUUCUCAGUAACACUAUUUUGAUUAAACCCGAUGAGAACGAGGACAGUGACAGCUCCUUGCAGGGAGAGACAUUGAAGGUACAGGAGCUAAAGGUCAGUAUUUUGGCUCUUGCCACCCAAAUCCUGACUGGAUGUGAUGAAGUGUUGGAAAUGCUACAGCAGGUCACAACUGCCCUCAUAAAUAGUGACCUAGCUGACCGUGAGCAGAGGUUAAAAGGCUUGGAACAAGUUACUAAGGCUACUAUGCUUGGUCACCUUCUUCCAGUGUUACUGACUUCCCUGAUGCAUCCAAAUUUACAGACUCUGACCAUGGCCGAUGCCCUGAUGCCUCAGCUGGUCCAGUUGGUACUCUAUACCAGUCAGACGGCUUUGCUGCUUAAAACCCAGUGUCCAGUUUUUGCCGAGGUGGGCUGUUCCCCAUGUGGUGCAUCAGACCAGAAGGGCAGGCUGUUCCCCGAUCAGAGGAUGCUGGAAGAGAAGGAAGAGCCAGGCUUUCUCACUGGUUUAAAGAUUCCUGCUCCAUGGGCUGCUGGAAAGACUGUGGAAACCGUCCACCCUGUCAGAGACAACUAUAAAUUUAAAGAAACUGUCCACAUCCCAGGAGCUCGCUGCUUGUACCUUAGAUUUGAUAGUAGAUGUUCUUCACAGUAUGACUAUGACAAAUUGGUGAUAUAUGCGGGGCCUAACACAAACAGUAGGAAGGUUGCUGAGUAUGGAGGCAACACACUGGGAUAUGGCAGCCGUAGUGUCUUAGGAACUGGCUGGCCCAAAGACUUGGUGAAGUGUAUUUUCCCCCCCUUAAAUUUUAAGGUGGAAGGAGAUACAGUCACCUUCUCCUUUGAAAUGAGAAGUGGCCGUGAACACAACACUCCCGAUAAAGCUAUGUGGGGCUUUGCUUGCACAGUUCGCGCUCAGGAGUCGUCGGAGGAUGUGUCCGGAGGCCUGCCCUUUCUGGUAGACCUGGCUCUAGGUCUGUCCGUGUUAGCCUGCUCCAUGUUGAGAAUCCUGUACAAUGGACCAGAAAUCACCAAAGAAGAAGAAGCCUGUCAGGAACUAUUGCGGUCCAAACUUUUACAAAGGUGCCAGUGGCAGGUGGAGGCCAAUGGCGUGAUCUCGCCUGCCCUUACUCCAAGCCCAUCUCCACUGCCACUGACCAUCGAAGAAGACAGAGAAUUCACCUACCCCUCUGACGUCCUCGUGCCUCCUGUUGGAAACUACUUUGACCUGCCCCGGAUCAGGCUGCCUCCAGGAAUCAUGAUAAAGCUCAGGGAAAUUUCUGGGCGUGCUAGACCUCAAUUCAGACCAAGUAUAAAAGAAGUAAUUCAGCCCGAUGUGAUGGAGGAAAUGGUGGUCUCCUGUGUUAUUAAGCACUUGAAUUUGGUCGAUGCACUGCAGUCCCUAAUAAAUUUCCAGUAUCAAGAAGAACAUGCUGAGGAAUAUGACUUACUGUGUAAAAUUAUGGGAGAGACCUUCAAGAAACUCAAUGCCAUGGAGAGACAGCUGCAGAGUGUUGCAGAAUUGGAACAGAAAUGGCAAAGUGAGGUUGAUGACGCCAUGCAGGGGAAGCUGGAGAACAACAUGCCCUUCUUCUAUGAUUACCAUUUUAAUGAGAACAAAAUGAAAGAACUAGAACUUCUGUGUUCAAUGAAGGAAGUCUCCUUUGAUGGAAAUGAUCUUGAAAACAUGGUCCUAUCACUGAGGGAGAAGUUCCUACAAGAAGUGAAUUCUCUUACUCAGAAACCGUCGCACCCACUGGCUAAAACGAAGACGUUAGUCAAGAGUUUGAUGAACCGAGCCGAGCUGCUGUUACAUGUCACCAUUGCGGCCCAGUCCGGCCUCACAAGAAGCAUCUCGGGGACCCCUGCAGAAACUCCGGCUUGUAAAUCAGCUUCAGAAACAAAGGUGAUAUCUCAUGCUGUGCGACAGCCUGUUUUUCUUCGCAGCAUGUCGGCUCCUUCUGACCUGGAAAUGAUUGGUAAUGAAGAUUUGGAAUUUACUCGAGCAAAUCAGAGGCGGCGCCAUGUGACCAGCCACCGCAGCAGCUCCUUCACACUCCUGCAGUCACUGGCCAUCGAGGACAGCAGGGACAAGCCCACCUACAGUGUCCUGCUGGGGCAGCUGUUUGCUUUCAUCGGCACCAACCCUGACCAAGCUGUGUCCAGCAGCAGCUUUCUUUUGGCUGCACAGACGAGGUGGCGGAGGGGAAAUACUCGCAAGCAGGCCCUAGUGCACAUGCGGGAAUUGCUGACGGCUGCUGUGCGCGUCGGGGGUGUGACGCACCUCGUGGGUCCAGUGACGAUGGUCCUUCAGGGAGGACCCAGAAUUGAAGAAUUAACCUGUGGUGGGAUGGUCGAGCAGGUCCAGGAAGCCUUUGGCGAGACCAUGACCUCUGUGGUUUCUCUGUGUGCUCGUUACCCUAUCGCAUGUGCAAAUAGCAUCGGACUCUUGUGUACCAUACCUUACACCAGGAGUGAAGAGAAGUGCCUGGUUCGCAGUGGCCUUGUGCAGCUCAUGGACCGACUGUGUAGCUUGAGCAGUCAGACGGAGUCCGGCUCCAGUGAGAAACAAACCAAGAAACAGAAGGUAGCCACCAUGGCCUGGGCAGCGUUCCAGGUGCUUGCCAACCGCUGCGUUGAGUGGGAAAAAGAAGAAGGUGGCUCCACAGAGGCCGUGCACUCAGGGCUGGCCCGUCAGGUGUCCAGCCUUCUCACCAACCAUCUUGCCCGAGCAACUGAGUGCUGUGGCAACCAGGCCGCCGGGAACGAUGCCCUCCAGGAUGUCCUUAGUCUUCUCAAUGAUCUCUCAAGGAGUCACAUAGGUAAAGCCAUCCUGAGCCAGCCAGCUUGUGUGUCCAAACUCCUCUCCCUGCUGCUUGACCAGCGCCCAUCUCCAAAGCUCGUCCUUAUCAUUCUUCAGCUGUGCCGGGCGGCGCUCCCGCUGAUGAGCGUGGAAGACUGUGGCAACGUGGAGCUCCCACCGUGGAGCUACUCCGUUCCCUCCCUAAACAGUGAGCAGGAGGAUCCCAGCGACCCAGCGUCCAAGAUAGCCUCAUUGCUCUUAGCAAAGCUGGCAGAUUACGUGGUCCCAGGAUGUCAGACAGUUCUCUCUCCAACUGCUUCUGAACCUGACACUACGUUGACGAAAACCAGUCCCAAGAGUUCCUUAAAAGGAGAUAAAGAUCCUGGAGAAGAGAGUGAAGCAGUGGAUGGCAAGCUGUCUAUCUUUAUCCACAAGCGGGAAGACCAGUCGUCCCAUGAGGUUCUCCAGCCAUUACUGAGUAGCUCCGAAGGACGGCCCUUCCGACUUGGCACUGGCGCCAACAUGGAGAAAGUUGUGAAAAUGGAUCGAGACAUGACGAAGGGCGGCUGCUGUGAAGUGAUUACAGAAGAGGCCGCAGCCGCUCUUCGGAAGGCAACCAAGUGGGCACAGUCUGGCCUCAUCGUCAGCGUUGGGCCACCUGUAGAGUCCAUCAACCCAGAGACUGUGAGCGGACUGUCCACAGGCGACAAGAAGAAAACCGCCCAGACCUCCAUUUGCCGAGAGAGGAACUCGGAGCUCGCAAGGACUGACCCCGUCCGACCCUUCAUCAGCGGGCACGUGGCAAACAGCAUGGCCGCAGAGGUGAUUGCCUUGCUUCAUAGCUUGCUGAUGGCACCCGAGUCAAAUGCUGCUCAGAUAUGGACCACAACAGCAGAAAAGGUUCUGUCUCGUGCGCUGAUGUACAUUCCACAGUUGGGGAAAUACGCAGAGAGCAUUCUGGAAAACGGCAGCAGCAGUGGCAGGAAACUCGCCAAACUUCAGAGAAUCGCCCGCCAGGCUGUCGCUGCACUGUGUGCUCUCGGAGGAUUCAAAGAGACCAUCAAGAUAGGGUCUGAGGUUCAGGUUUUAGGUAGAGGAAUAUCAGGAAGCAUCGGAGUAGUGGCUUCUAUCAAUGAACAGGAAGGUAUAGCUACAGUCAGAUUCCCACCCAUAGACUGUAGAAAGACUUCGCAAGCGUCAGACACAUUGACUAUUCCAUUGUCUAGACUUUGUGUUCCAAGAUCAGAGGCACUGCCUCUUCAUAAACUGUCCAUUACUGAGAAGGUAGUACAGGCAGUCCAGUCCAUGUUGCUUCCUCAGGAGGGAAGUCUCUCUAUUCAUACCUCACUUCCUGCAACAGGAGAUGGGUCAGCUCCUGUGAUGGCAGUCGUUCGGCUCCUGGCUGAAAUAAGAACAAGAGCAUGCCUGGUCAUGGCCCAGCUUUUAGAAGACAGCUUGUUUUGUGAAGAAUUCAUACAACAGUGUCCCGCAGCUGUCGAAGUGCUCAACCUAGUAGCCCAGGAGUGCAGUGCGGGAGAGCGACUGGCAGUUGUGGAGGUACAGUGUGAACGGCUGCGGAUGCUCUACCGGGACUGCGCUCGGCCCCCACCCCCUCCACUGCAGGCCGACCGGAGACAGCCCAAAGAGAUCACUUGGAGCCCCUCGAGAGUGUUCCCGCCUGUCCGAGCCUGCAUGUUCUCAUCACGCCUGACUUCUGUCACCUUCCUGGCUGACCCCAGCGCUGGGGGCGGUCUGCCCCGGGGCACAUUUAUCUAUGCCACCUCACCACUGCCAGUGCAGGCCCCAUCUUUUUACUGGGAAAUUGAAAUUGUUUCCUAUGGAGAUACUGAUGACGACACGGGACCAAUAGUUUCCUUUGGCUUUGCCACAGAAGCAGAGAAACGAGAUGGGGCUUGGACCAAUCCAGUGGGGACUUGUCUUUUCCAUAACAACGGCCGAGCGGUGCACUACAAUGGCUCCAGUUUAUUGCAGUGGAAGAGCGUGCGCUUGGAUGUGACUCUCUCUCCUGGUGAUGUGGCAGGAAUUGGCUGGGAGAGAACCGAGGGGACACCACCUCCUCCGGGGCAGCCAGCCAAGGGCCGGGUGUACUUCACAUACUGCGGGCAGCGCCUGUCCCCGUAUCUCGAAGACGUCUCUGGUGGGAUGUGGCCUGUGGUUCACAUUCAGAAGAAGAACACCAAGACUCGCGCUAACUUUGGCUCCCGCCCAUUCGCCUACGCGGAAGGGCAGGCCCACCGCAACGCCGCAGACCUGUGCACCGAUCUGGCAGAAGAGAUCAGCGCGAACUUUGAGGCCCUGCCCUUUGCCAUGGCAUCUGACAGUGACAACGACGCUGGCACCAGUAUUGCAUCAGACCCUGGCACUCACGGGCCGCCGUGCCGCAUUGCUGCUGUGGCCACUGCUCAGCAACAAUACGAUAGUGACACUUCCUGUCAUUAUAAAGUAGAACUCAGCUAUGAGAAUUUCAUCACCUCUGGCCCAGACCCCCACCCGCCUCCCAUCGCGGAUGAUGAAAGUGAUGAUGAGGACGAUGACGACGUCCCACAGGAGGACCACUACGCCCUGCUGGUGAAAGCCUGGGAGACCAAGGUGUUUCCUACGAUCCGAAGACGCUUCCGCAACGAGGCGGAGCGGAAGUCGGGCCUGGACCAGAUAAAGGGUGCCUUGCAACUAGGCAUGGUGGACAUUGCCCGGCAGACGGUCGAAUUCCUGUACGAGGAGAACGGUGGCAUCCCCAGAGACCUGUAUCUUCCCACCAUCGAAGACAUUAAAGACGAAGCAAACAAGUUCACGAUUGAUAAAGUUCGAAAAGGUCUCACGGUGGUGACCCGCUCUCCAGACAGCAACAACGUAGCCAGCAGUACUGUGGGAACUGCUCUGCCCAAGUUCGCCAUCCGAGGGAUGCUGAAAACCUUUGGGCUUCAUGGAGUCGUGUUAGAUGUUGAUUCAGUAAACGAAUUGGUGCAGGUAGAAACAUACCUCCGAAGUGAAGGUGUGCUGGUCCGGUACUGGUAUCCCAUUGACAUGCUGGAAAGGCCCCCGGCGGGCUACCGAAGGACCGCCACCAACGGGCUGGUCACGCUGGACAAUACCAACCUUCAAAUUCACAGAGAGCUGCUCCGGUGCGAGGCCGCGCUGGCCAGGCUGUACUGCCGCAUGGCCCUGCUCAACAUCUUCGCCCCCAAGCUGCCACACUUGUUCACCCGCCUCUUCCACAUCCCUGCCAUCCGGGACAUCACGCUGGAGCAUCUGCAGCUGCUGUCCAAUCAGCUCCUGGCCCCUCCCCUCCCAGAUGGCACCAUCAGCUCCAGCUCCAUCCUCCUGGCACAGUCCCUGCAGCACUGCGUGCGCUCCCAGAACUGCUCGGCCACAGACCUCUUCUACCAGGGCAGCUCCCACAUAGUGAGAGAGUGGCUCAGCGUGGCCAUCACCCGGACCCUGCACCAGGGCGAGGAGAGCCUGUUGGAGCUGACGAAACAGCUCUGCUCUUUCCUGCAGACAGCCCCGGAGCAGUUCCCCUCCGAAGAGUUCCCCAUCUCAGAGUCCAAAGUCAACAUGGAUGUUAACUUCCCCGGGGCGGCUUUCGUCGUGGUGUCGUGCAAAGAAAGUCAGUCUGGAUUCCGCAAAGACUCCUCCCUGUACAAGGCGCCAUGGGCACGGGUGCUCGUGUAUGGGCUUGGCCACAAAGUCAAGCGGAACGGCCAGCUAAACCUGAUCGAGGCCGUGUGUUAUCCGAGGGAUGCAUCUCCGGCCAACACCGGCCUCACGCCGCCGCCUACGGCCAACCAGUACCCCUCUGUGAUCCUGUCCACGGACAAGGUCCACAUCAAACUGGGGGUGUCUCCACCGCCCGGAGCCGUGCUGGUAUUGCAUUCUUUGCCUCUGGAGUUCCCUCUGGCCAUGGCCUUCGCGGAGCAGCUGCUGUCCUGGAGAUUAGAGGACAGCGAAGGGAGAUCCGAAGAUGAGCCCGACACCAUCCCAACAUCUGUCCUCCUACAAGUGGUGGAGCUGCUGGGAAACUUCCUGUGGACCACGGACAUGGCGGCCUGUGUGAAGGAGCUUGUUUUCCAUCUCCUGGCGGAGCUGCUGCGCACGGUGCACGCCCUGGAGCAGAGGAAGCACCCUGCUGGCCUGUCCUCGUCCAUCGCCCUCCAGCUGAACCCCUGUCUGGCCAUGCUGAUGGCCCUGCAGUCGGAGCUCCAUAAGCUGUAUGACGAGGAGACCCAGAGCUGGGUCUCGGGCGGCACCUGCGGAGGCUCCGGGGCGGUGGCGGCCGCGGACCACGGCAGGUUCUCCACCUACUUUCACGCGCUCAUGGAAGGCUGCCUGGCGGUGGCUGAAGUGACUCUGCCCACGAACAUGAGUGUCACGGCCAGUGGGGUGCCCUCAACGACCGCCCCCAAUCUCAGCGACUCCUCGUCCUCCUCGUCCUCCUCCCCGGGACAGACGCCACAGAGCCCCAGCCUCCUGUCUAAGAGGAAAAAAGUCAAGAUGAAGCGGGAAAAGGCCUCCUCCUCUGGGAAGCGCCAGUCCUCGCGCUCAGUGGAGUCCGACUCCGCCAUGCUCAGCAUCGGGGGCAGCAAGCCCGAGGACAUGCUGUGGUUUCAUCGAGCCCUCACCCUGCUCAUCAUUCUCCGGCACCUCACCAGGAAGGACCCGCAGGGCCUGGGCGUGACGAGCGACGCCAUCGCCGACGCCUGCCAGGCGCUGGUGGGCCCCACCGCCCACAGCCGCCUGCUGGUCAUCUCUGGGAUCCCCACCCACCUGGACGAGGGCAUCGUCAGAGGUGCUAUCCGCAAGGCCUGCAAUGCCCACGGCGGGGUCUUCAAAGACGAGAUCUACAUCCCCCUGCAGGACGAAGACCCCAGGAAGCCGAAGGACAAGGCCGAGGGCGGCGAUGGAAAAGCCGAGGCGGAGAAGACCCUCGGCUUCCCCAGCACAGACAGCCUGGAGGUCAGCACGUCCAGCAGCCUGACCCCUGCCAUGAGCGUGAGCGCGUCUGCUUCCACCAGCCAGGCCUCCACCUGCAGCUCCCAGGGCAUCUCGCAGACAGUCAGUGACCUCUCCGUGGAUCCGCUGCCCUCAGGCCCUGAGCCGCCCAUCCCUCCUGGCGUAUUGGAGCCCCACGUGGUGUCCAGCCAGGAGAGUCUAGACAUUUCCCUGUGCAGCACUGGCAGUCUGGGCAGCCUGGGCAGCCUGGCGGAGCCACUGGACAACGCAGAGACGGCCUCUGUGUCGGACAUGGGCUCCGCGUACACGGUCACGUCCCUGGACAACCAGCCCCUCGCAGCACGCCCCAUCAAAGGCUUCGCGGUCGUGGAGAUAAGAUCCCGAGCCAAGAUUGAGAAAAUUCGAGCAAGUUUAUUUAACAACAAUGACUUGAUCGGUUUGUCAAGUUUGGACGGUGAAGAUGAAUUGAUGGAGAUGUCAACGGAGGAGAUUCUCACUGUAUCUGUAGUAAAUCAGAGUCUGUUUGAUACUCAGGGGAGCCCAGGGCUAGAAGAUUAUUUCAAUGAUAAAUCAAUUAAAGGUGAGAAGCUGGUGCCCGGUGCCAGGGAGGUGCUGACGGAGAUAUUUAAGAGCUGUGCCCAUUCGGAACAGAUGCUGAGCCUAACACCGGCAAAGCCCAUCAAAGUGUCGGACAUUUAUCUUAGCAAGGAGCAGAUCAACUCCCAGACCCCAGGCAACCUCCUCCACCUCUUCUUCACCAACGUCCGGCCUCCGAAAAAGGUGCUGGAAGACCAGCUCACGCAGAUCCUGAGGAAAUACGGCGUGCCCAAGCCCAAGUUCGACAAGAGCAAGUACAGCAAAGGCGGGAAGGAGCAGCACCCCGUGAAGGUGGUGAGCACCAAGCGGCCCAUCACCAAGCCGCCCGCCAAGGACAAGGCUGCGCUCAACAGUGUCAGCAGGACUGCCUUAAGUGAGAAGAAGCCAACCGUGAAGCCAAAGUCCCCAGAAAAGAGCAAGCCAGAUGAGAAGGACCCAGAGAAGUCACCCACCAAAAAACAAGAAGUCCCUGAGGAGAAGUAUCUGACCUUGGAAGGAUUUCACAAGUUUGUCAUUGACCGAGCCAAGCAAGACAUCCGUAGCGUCUGGAGGGCGAUUUUAUCCUGCGGUUAUGACCUUCACUUUGAGAGGUGUGCCUGCAUCGAUGUCCGACACGCGCACAAGGCCUCAAGGAAGUGGACGCUGGAGAUGGACGUGGCGCUCGUGCAGUACAUCAACCGGCUGUGCCGCCAUCUCGCCAUCACGCCCGCGAGGCUCCACCCCCACGAGGUGUAUCUGGACCCCGCAGACGCCGCCGACCCCAGAGUGGCCUGUCUCCUGAACGUGCCCGUCGAGAGCCUGCGCCUGCGGUUCGCCUUGCUCCAGUCCCUGAACACCACGCUGGAGACCUUCUUCCUGCCUCUGGUGGAGCUGCGCCAGACCCCCAUGUUUGCCCACAGCAUCGCCGCCCUGCUGAAGGAGGCCAAAGGGCUCAUCUUUUACGACACGAAGGUGACGGUCAUGAAUCGGGUGCUAAACGCCACCGCACAGAGGACAGCUGACCAUGCAGCUCCAGAGAUCACGUUGGACCCCCUGGAAAUCGUGGGAGGGGAGAUCAGAGCUUCUGAAAACUCCUACUUCUGCCAGGCUGCCAGGCAGCUGGCCUCGGUGCCCUCAUCCCAGCUUUGUGUCAAGCUGGCCAGUGGCGGUGACCCCACCUACGCCUUCAACAUCCGCUUCACCGGGGAGGAGGUCCAUGGCACCAGCGGCUCUUUCCGGCACUUCCUGUGGCAGGUGUGUAAAGAGCUGCAGAGCUCCUCACUGUCCCUCCUGCUCUUGUGCCCCAGCUCAGCCGUCAACAAAAACAAGGGCAAGUAUAUCCUGACCCCCAGCCCCAUCACCUACGGGGAAGAGCAGCUCCUGCACUUCCUGGGCCAGCUGCUGGGGAUUGCGAUUCGAGCAGAUGUCCCUCUUCCCCUGGACCUCCUGCCUUCCUUCUGGAAGACUCUGGUGGGUGAGCCUCUGGACCCUGACCAAGACCUGCAGGAAGCAGACAUACUCACCUACAAUUACGUCAAGAAAUUUGAGAGCAUCAACGACGAGACGGAGUUAGAGGCCCUCUGUGCCGAGAUCGCCUCCCAGCACCUGGCCACCGAGAGCCCCGAGGGUCCCAAGCCCUGCUGCAGGUUCACGUACCUGACCAUGACGGGCGAGGAAGUGGAGCUGUGCAGCCGCGGCCGGCACAUCCCCGUGGCGUGGGAGAACAAGGACAUCUACGCGGCGGCCAUCCGGAGCCUGCGGCUGCGGGAGCUCCAGAACGCCGAGUGCGUGACGGCCGUGAGGGCGGGCCUGGGCGCCGUCAUCCCCCUGCAGCUGCUCACCACACUCAGCCCGCUGGAGAUGGAGCUGCGCACCUGCGGCCUGCCGUACAUCAACCUCGAGUUCCUCAAGGUCGGUUCCCCAGACUCUCGCUACAUCCGAGUGGAGACCUGCAUGUUCAUGAUCAAACUUCCCCAGUACUCCUCUCUGGAAAUCAUGCUGGAGAAACUUCGUUGUGCCAUUCACUACCGUGAAGACCCCCUAAGUGGCUGA